AUGGCUCUCUCUGGCUCACAAAAUAAGAAGCUGCUCCUACUCGCCUUGGCUUUUGCAUGUCUCUCCUCAUCAGGGGCAGAGGCGUGGAGCUGGAGUUGGAGCAACGGGUCGGGUUGGGGCUGGGGAUCCGAUGGGUCAAGCAGCUCUAGCUCAGGUCCUGGUUCAGACUCUGACGGUUCAAGUUGGAGUUGGGGUUCGAUCCCUGGUUGGGGCUGGGGUUGGGGAUCCGACGGCUCAGAAAACUCGGGCUCAGGUUCAGGUUCCAGCUCUGAUGGCUAUGGUUGGGGCUGGGGCUGGGGUUCCGAUGGGUCAAGUAGCUCGGGCUCAGGUUCGGGUACUAACCCUGAUGGUUCAAGAUGGAGUUGGAGCUGGAAUCCUAGGUCAGGCUGGAGUUGGAGUUGGGAUUCGGACCAUAACGAUGUAAGCAGUUCGGGCUGUGUUUCGGGCAGUGAAGCGCCAAGCAGUUCGGUCUCGGUUUCGGGCAGUGAAGCGCCAAGCAGUUCUGGCUCGGUCUCGGGCAGUGAAGCGCCAAAAAAGAUCGUUGUGGGUGGACCCGACGGAUGGAGAAAAGGAUUGGAUUACAAAGAGUGGGCUUCCAAGAAUGCUCCUUUCUAUAUUGAUGAUGUUCUUGUUUUCAAGUACGACAAGCAUGCCAAGCGAAGGAACAAUGUGUAUUUGUUCCAAGACCCAUGGAGUUACGUGAAUUGCGAUAUCCAGAAUGGAAAGAAGAUUGGUUCGACCAAGAAAGGAUCAGAAGAAAGCUUCAAUUUUACGCUAAAGAAAAUUCAGCCUUACUUCUUUGCCUCGGGGGAGCAUGAUGGUGAAUAUUGCAGCAACCACAACAUGAAGUUUACCGUUUUUCCCGUUCCACGCCCUUCUGACUAAAAAAUUUAGCCUCUCUUUUUGUUUUUUCUUAUUAAUUUAGUUUAAGGCAAUAUUGGAGUUACAAUUAUUAAUGAGUUAGGCUUUCUGAUUCUCUUUGAAUGAUGG
Eutrema salsugineum is the source of this 990-nucleotide messenger RNA. RefSeq lists its product as uncharacterized. The coding region runs from base 1 to 885 and encodes 294 amino acids. The transcript has 2 exons. The record is from RefSeq and is a predicted model, not a curated record. Lineage: Eukaryota; Viridiplantae; Streptophyta; Magnoliopsida; Brassicales; Brassicaceae. Gene Ontology annotation, molecular function: electron transfer activity.